AUGUCAGUGACUGCCUAUGUGAGGGACUCUGCCUCCUCCUUGCCUUCUCUACAGAAGAACCAAGAGGUUAUGAUGUAUGAGACAAGCAGAGUGCUUCAGACCUGGGCUGCCCAGAUGAAGGGCUUGGUACUGGUGCCAGAAUCUUCACGUGUCAGGUUGGGGAUUGUGCUGGUGUUGGUACUGAGUUUGCUGCCAAGCCUGUACUGUGACCUGUACUCAUCCUAUGAAAUAGUCAUUCCCAAGGCUCUGACAGUUCAUGGAAGACAAGACCCAGUGGAGGAGGCUUCUUAUAUGUUAUGUAUUCAGGGCCAGAAACAGGUGAUUCACCUGAAAGUGAAGACAGACUAUUAUAUCAAGAACUUUCCAGUCUUCAGCUACCACAAUGGCAUUCUGGGACAAGAAAUGCCUUUCAUCUCACAUGACUGUCACUAUGAAGGCUACAUAGAAGGACUCCCGGGUUCUUUUGUUUCUGUCAACACCUGUUCAGGCCUCAGGGGCAUCCUGAUUAAGGAGGGGAAAUCCUAUGGCAUUGAGCCCAUGGACUCUUCAAAACGGUUUGAACAUGUGUUGUACACCAUGGCCCAUCAAGCUCCAGUCUCCUGCAGUGUCACUUCCAAAGACAGCACAGUGGUGUCCACCAGCCGACAACAAGGGAGCAGGAAGCCUGGCGGUCUACAGGAGCUGUCCUACUUGUGGUCACUCACCAAGUAUGUGGAGAUGUUUGUUGUGGUCAACAACCAGCGGUUCCAAAUGUGGGGCAGUAACGUCAAUGAGACGGUCCAGAGAGUGAUGCACAUCAUUGCCCUGGCCAACAGCUUCACUAGGGGAAUAAACACAGAGGUGGUGCUGGCUGGAAUGGAGAUUUGGACCGAGGGGGACCUCAUAGAGGUCCCAGUGGACCUGCAAGUUACACUCGGGAAUUUCAACAGCUGGAGACAAGAGAAGCUCCUCCAUCGUGUGAAGCAUGAUGUUGCCCACAUGAUUGUCGGACAGCAUCCUGCACAGGGUAUGGGACAGGCAUUUCUCAAUGGUGCCUGUUCAAGUGGUUUUGCAGCAGCUGUUGAAUCCUUCCAUCAUGAAGAUGUCCUGCUGUUUGCAGCGCUCAUGGUCCAUGAGCUUGGGCACAACUUGGGUAUUCGGCACGACCACUCAGCCUGCAUUUGUAGAGACAAACCCCUCUGCCUCAUGCAGGACAAUAUCACUAAAGAAAGUGGCUUCAGCAACUGUAGCUCUGACGACUUCUACCAGUUCCUCCAGGAACACAGAGGGGCCUGCCUAUUUAACAACCCUCAGCGGCACAAAGGCCGCUUGCGGAGGGGUUCCUACUGUGGAAAUGGUGUGGUGGAGGGUGAGGAGCAGUGUGACUGUGGUUCUGCCUGUUACACUGACCCGUGCUGUGACCAAACAUGUAGGCUGAAGGGGAGUGCAGAAUGUAGUGAUGGACUCUGCUGUUUUGGUUGCCGAUUGAAGAAUAAGGGAUUCAUGUGCCGUUCUGCUUUGGGAGAGUGUGACCUCCCAGAGUAUUGUGAUGGUACCUCUGCAGAGUGCCCCACAGACACCUAUAAGCAAGAUGGGACGUCGUGCGGUAGACUGCACUACUGUGUUGGGGGUCUGUGUAGAAACCCUGAUAAUCAAUGCAUGGCUAUGUAUGGGGACACUGCACGGUCAGCCCCAGAAAACUGUUACAUUUCAAUGAACAGCAAAGGGGACCGGUUUGGAAACUGUGGCCGUCCCACCUCAGCAAUGUCAAGAUAUGUUAAGUGUUUUGAUGAUAAUGUAUUUUGUGGGAAAAUUAUAUGUACAAAUAUUAGACGGGUCCCAUCCAUCAAACCCCAUCACACACUGAUCCAGAUUCCUUAUGAAGGUGACUUCUGCUGGAGCUUGGAUGUCUAUAACAUUACUGAUGUCCCUGAUGAGGGAGAUGUGCACUCUGGCACUGCUUGUGCCCCAAACAAAGUCUGCAUGAAUUACUCCUGCACUGACCGUGCUGUGCUCAACUAUGACUGCAGACCAGCAGAAAUGUGCAAUGGGAGAGGAGUCUGUAACAAUGUAAGGCACUGCCACUGUGAGGCUGGCUAUGCACCCCCCGACUGCAGAACUCCAGGAAAUGGGGGGAGUGUGGACAGUGGUUCUCCUGGCAAAAUAGAGGAUGAAAAUCUAAGUGAGGAUGAAAGGAAAAGUCAUAGUGUUGAUCAUGGUAAUUUUGGCAGAGGUGGUGAGAAUAGAAAUGAAAGGAAAGCCACGGAAGAGGUUGGGUUGAUAAUCCCCUUUUUUAUUUUCGCAGUACUUUUUUCAUUUACAAUUUGCUGUUGCUGUUGUUGUUUUUGUGCAAUGAUAUUUGGUCUACUUUUUGGUGCUGGUAUUGGGACUGGAAAGAAUUUAUUUCCAUGUUCACAUGAAGCUCCAGAAGAAAGUGGAGAAGCAGUUACACAAGAAGAGAAGAAGGAAUUAAAACACGAAAAACCAAAAGCGGAAAAUAAGUAGUGAUAGGAAGAAGUCUUUUAUAGCAAACUCUUCAUACACUUGGUGGAAGGAGGCUCAGUAGAGCAAAUGUGAAGUGGGCAUUGGCAGCAGCAUUGGCUCUGAUCAGGACUCUAAAGACUGUAGAAAUGUACUGAUGUGGGAGGAGAGAGAGAUGAUUUUCUUCUUCUUUUACUAAUUAAUUACAUAUGCAUAUGUGAAAUCAUUUCAAGGCUUUUACUACUUUUUCCCGUUUUCACAUUUCAUGAAACCAUUUAAAUAAACUUUUCUCAUG
Molecule: messenger RNA, 2755 nt
Organism: Myotis brandtii (Brandt's bat)
Lineage: Eukaryota; Metazoa; Chordata; Mammalia; Chiroptera; Vespertilionidae
Product: disintegrin and metalloproteinase domain-containing protein 1a-like
Exons: 1
Coding region: 1-2484 (827 amino acids)
Biological process (GO): binding of sperm to zona pellucida; proteolysis; male gonad development
Cellular component (GO): external side of plasma membrane; plasma membrane; sperm head plasma membrane
Molecular function (GO): metalloendopeptidase activity
Source: RefSeq, a predicted model, not a curated record